GUGAGCGAUUUCUUACCAACAUACCUCGUCAUUAAUGAAGAGGGGUUAUUUGAAUCACAGAUUCGUCAGACCGAAAAAGAGCAAUUGCCUCGAGGUCAAACCACUACGGAUGUUCUAGCGAACACUUCAUUGGAAAACUAUGUGUCGAUCAUGAAUCAGCUUCUCGGCCCUAAGCCACCCGAUCGCCCGCCCUCGCUCAAUGCCCCACGAUAUGUAUCCGAGCUUCCGGCUCGCCUGGAAGCGAGUGAUAUGGACUACCUUGAGAGUAAAGGAGCUUUAUGCCUUCCCACUGCUCCCUUUCGAAAACAGCUUUUGAGAAGUUAUAUACUGUGGGUACACCCGCAGGUUCCAGCGUUGGAUCUGCCAAGGUUUCUGCGAGCGAUCGCUGCGAACGAUGGCAAAGACCGCAUUAGCCUGCUUUUGUUUCAUGCAGUAAUGUUUGCUGCUUCCGCGUUUGUUGAUAUAUCACACAUUCAGGACGAGGGGUAUGUGUCGCGGAAGGCAGCCCGCGAAGUUUUGUUUCGACGCGUGAAGGUGGUCUUCGAGCUUAAUUGCGAAGAUGACCCUCUCGCAGCGGUGCAAGCCCUGCUUCUUAUCAUCUAUUGGAAUGAUCUACCUCAUGCGGAAAAGGGUGCGCCACAUUGGAUAGGCGUCUGUUUAUCGCUAGCAAUAUCUAUUGGACUCCACCGCACUCCCGAUUCUUCUUCCCUCACAGUUUCGGAGCAAAAAAUGCGCAAACGCACCUGGUGGUGUGUGCACAAUCAUACUCGACUUACUGUGGAAAGUUUGCUUUCCGCGAUACGUAUGCAGGAGGAUCGUCAAGACCGGAAACUUUUCAAUGUUUCUAUGAUCGCGCUCAGCGACUUUGAAAUAAUGCUCUUUCCCCCCGAGCUAAGAGCUGUUGUGGACGAUUGCGAGGUAUUGCGCAACGUUGAUUAUCAGAAGACGUAUGCUCAAGUCUUCAUCGAAAAGGCAAGACUUUGUCAAUUAUCUCGAUUUUCGAGCAUCUUGAAUCGAGUACAGAGGCUGGUUCGCGGAGAAGACAAAGCAGACAGCGAACUGUACUUGGGGGCAAAAUCAACCCAAGUCGAGGUAGAAGAUCUUCAACGAUGGCAGUCUCGGCUACCUGAUACAGUAAAAACCCAGUGUCCAGCGAGUCUUGCCCCGACAGAUUGUGAGCGAAGCAUCUAUUUGCACCAAACCUGGCUUCAACUCCUUUAUCUAGGUUCACUGUAUGGGGCAUGCUGCAAUGACCUGGAAAUUUUGGAUAAAGAUCACGCUGUUUUUGGACAGAUUUCUCGAUCACUCGUGGCCGAAAAAUGUCUCCUGGACAUUACUGAUGUUUUGGACGAAGUGGACAGUUUGGAGCUAUCCGAGCAGCUGCCUUGUCCAACCUCGGCACUUCUAAUAUUUGUUUUGGCCUAUCACCGACAACCCGAUAUUGCUCGGACGCCAGAAAAUACACGCUUUAGCAUUCGCUCACUUCACAAGUGCUGGAAAGUGCUGCGAAAAUUGAAGGAAUCCUCCGAUCUAGCGGCUCAUAUGACCGCUGCGGUCGAACAUGCGGUCUGUGAUGACCUUUGGCUAUCAAUAUCUGAUAUUUCUCUCCCGUGGCAGAAGGCAUCUGUUGCAAAUCGGACACCUAGCACACUAUGGUGA
Molecule: messenger RNA, 1659 nt
Organism: Penicillium nucicola
Lineage: Eukaryota; Fungi; Ascomycota; Eurotiomycetes; Eurotiales; Aspergillaceae
Product: transcription factor domain-containing protein
Exons: 2
Biological process (GO): DNA-templated transcription
Molecular function (GO): zinc ion binding; DNA binding
Source: RefSeq, a predicted model, not a curated record